Lotus japonicus is the source of this 2913-nucleotide messenger RNA. Its product is annotated as kinesin-like protein KIN-14S. Gene Ontology annotation, biological process: microtubule-based movement. Gene Ontology annotation, molecular function: microtubule motor activity; microtubule binding; ATP binding. The coding region runs from base 178 to 2640 and encodes 820 amino acids. The record is from RefSeq and is a predicted model, not a curated record. NCBI's taxonomy places the organism in Eukaryota, Viridiplantae, Streptophyta, Magnoliopsida, Fabales, Fabaceae. The transcript is spliced from 12 exons.
GAAAAAUCGUACCGUUCUACCAAAAACGUUCAUCACCAUCACACUCUUGUUACUACUACUGUUUCUCUUUCCCUCACUCCAAAUCUUUCUCUUUCUUUCUUCCUUCUCUUCACACACACAGAGAUUUCACAGAUUUCAUCUUCUUCUCUUCUUCACACAGAACAGAAGAACGAACCCAUGACCACCAUUAACGUGAAAAUCGAAGAUUCAGAAGAUCAAACCAUGCAAAUUCAAAUGCUGGCACAGAAAUUUCAUCUUCUUGACUGCGAACUCAAACAAUUGACAACCGCUCACUCUUCAGAUAAUAGUGUAUCAAAGCAAGUGAACGAGAAUUCUGACUCCAUGGAUGAAAUUGAAAACAGUAUGUCCAAUGGAACCCAUGAAAUUUCUCCGGAUCGGGAUCACACCCUUCCGAUUCUCAAGAAAAUCUUUGAUCUGAGUUCCAAAAUUCAGGAUUUGAAGAAGCAGCACAUAGACUUGUCUGAUGAAGUCAAACAAGCAACUGGAUCCUUUCCAGGCCUUGAUGUUGCUUUGAACUCUAUUAAGCUACUUGGUGAUGAAUAUGAACUCUUGAAAAGAAAAUACCUGGAGGAAUCCUCUGAGCGUAGGCGCCUUUACAAUGAAGUUAUUGAACUCAAGGGAAAUAUCAGGGUUUUCUGCAGAUGCAGGCCAUUAAGUGGGAGUGAAAUCGCAAACGGGUCUGCCUCAGUUGUCAAUUUUGAAUCAUCUUUAGAUAAUGAGCUUCAAAUCAUUUGCUCAGAUUCUUCAAAGAAGCAAUUUAAAUUUGAUCAUGUAUUUAGACCUGAAGAUAACCAAGAGGCUGUUUUUGCACAGACAAAACCUGUUGUUACAUCAGUACUGGAUGGAUAUAAUGUUUGCAUAUUUGCCUAUGGGCAAACUGGAACUGGUAAAACGUUUACAAUGGAGGGAACACCAGAGCACAGGGGAGUCAACUACAGAACCCUGGAGGAAUUAUUUCGGACAACUGAAGAGAGAAAAGGCGUGAUGAAGUAUGAAUUGCAUGUCAGCAUGUUGGAGGUUUACAAUGAGAAGAUUAGAGAUCUUUUGGUGGAAAGUUCUACCCAGCCUUCUAAGAAAUUGGAGAUAAAGCAAGGUGCAGAAGGAACUCAAGAAGUCCCAGGACUUGUUGAAGCUCCUGUUUAUGGAACAGAAGACGUAUGGGAAUUGCUUAAGACUGGAAAUCUAGCUAGAUCUGUUGGAUCCACCUGUGCUAAUGAGCUUAGCAGCCGUUCUCAUUGCUUGUUGCGAGUAACUGUUAAUGCGGAGAAUCUAAUCAAUGGCCAGAAAACAAAGAGUCACCUUUGGCUUGUAGACUUGGCUGGAAGCGAGCGUGUGGGAAAAACUGAAGCUGAAGGAGAAAGAUUGAAAGAAUCUCAAUUUAUAAAUAAGUCUCUUUCAGCACUGGGUGAUGUUAUUUCAGCCCUUGCUUCCAAAUCAGCCCACAUCCCUUACAGGAACUCGAAGCUCACUCACAUGCUGCAGAGCUCUUUAGGAGGAGAUUGCAAAACGUUAAUGUUUGUCCAGGUGAGUCCAAGCGAUGCAGACGUAGGAGAGACACUUUGUUCUUUGAAUUUUGCCACCCGUGUCCGUGGAAUUGAGAGUGGCCCAGCUCGCAAGCAAGUAGACCUCACUGAGCUGUUUAAGUACAAGCAAAUGGCAGAGAAGCACAAACAUGACGAGAAGGAAUUUAAGAAAUUACAGGAGAGCUUGCAAACCUUGCAACUCAGACUUGCUGCAAGAGAACACCACUGUAAAAACCUUCAGGAAAAGGCUCGGGACCUUGAGAACCAGUUAGCUGAAGAAAGAAAAACCAGAAUGAAGCAAGAAAGUAGAUCAGUUGCUGCUGUUUCAGCUCAGCCCUCAUCAUUCAAACAAACAGCAGCUAAUAGAACCAUGACAGAUAAGAAGCCACCCCUGAAUUCUUCAAAAAUGAGACUGCCACUUAGAAGAAUAACCAAUUUCUUGCCUCCACCAUCUCCUCGACCAUCAAAGAGAUAUACGCCUUCCAUGAAUGGAAAGGAAAACUCUGCCAGAAGGACCUCAAUGACAGAAAAUAUGGAUGGCAGUUAUGCAAAACCAAGAAGCAGGGCAUCCUUUGCCAUGAGACCACCUGCACCAUCAACAUCCCAGCUUCUUCAGCCAAGGAGAAGGGUCUCCAUUGCUACACUCCGUCCUGACAAACCUUCUGACAUAACAACUCCACUCCAUACCUCAACCUCCCAACCGCCUGCACCAUCAACAUCCCAGCUUCUUCAGCCAAGGAGGAGGGUCUCCAUUGCUACACUUCGUCCUGACAAACCUUCUGACAUAACAACUCCACUCCACACCUCAGCCUCCCAAUUUACCAGUGGAAGCGGCAUGUCACUGAUAAGGAACCAGAGGAAGGGACGGUAUUCAAGUUUGUUCGCCCCAUUGCCGGAGUCGAGAGCAUCUGUUGAGACCACACCUAUUUCUGUUAGGAGAAGCAGCAGCAAGUUUUAUGGGAGUCCAGCGGCAAGCUCACGGGUGGGUAGGAAUCCAACUCUCAUUGCCCUGCACCGGAAAUCUUUUGUCUGGAGUCCUCUCAAGUUGAAAACUAACCGAAAGUCAUCAUCACUCUUGCCAUCUCAAAUACAGUAAAACCUUGUUUUCUCUACCUAAGGCGUACAGAUUAUGCUUGUUUGAUAACUGAAAUCAGAUUCAGUUUAAUCUUCCAUUAGUUCACUAUGAUUCAUUUGAACUAUUGUUCAGGUGUUUCCAUACACUGUGUUUGUUUGAUAAAUGAAAUUUGCAUUCAGUUAAUUAGAUAUUAUGAUUCAAUUGAACUCUUGUUCAGGUGGCUUCCAUCAAAUUUCUGAUACUUAUCGAGACAUUUUCAAUUCUUGUUUGGUUGUAGAAAUCGUGUUUGUAUUA